Postia placenta MAD-698-R-SB12 is the source of this 1572-nucleotide messenger RNA. RefSeq lists its product as hypothetical. Gene Ontology annotation, molecular function: iron ion binding; heme binding; oxidoreductase activity, acting on paired donors, with incorporation or reduction of molecular oxygen. The record is from RefSeq and is a predicted model, not a curated record. The transcript has 12 exons. NCBI's taxonomy places the organism in Eukaryota, Fungi, Basidiomycota, Agaricomycetes, Polyporales, Adustoporiaceae. Bases 1 to 1572 code for a protein of 523 amino acids.
AUGCCUGGGAUCCUCGCAUCGAGCGGAACACCUGAAGCGGCGGUCGUGUUACUAUCCCUCCUCACAUGCUAUCUGUGUACUCGAUGGACUCACAGAAAGUACGAGGCAUAUCCGCCUGGUCCAACACCUAUGCCAUUCUUUGGGAAUCUCCAUCAGCUGCCUUUCAAGGAUCAACACGAAACAUUCAGAGAGUGGGCACAUACGUAUGGGGAAGUUGUCUAUGCCCAAAUAUUCAGGAAGCCCAUGAUUCUUCUCAACUCGCUACGUGCAGUACAAGACCUCAUGGAGAAGAAGGGGGCGAUCUACUCUGACAGGGCCGGAUUAACACUAUGGGAAGACGUAUACGAUUUCAAACCUGUCACAGCAUUCAUGAAUGCCGAUGAGGACUGGCGGGAGCACAGGAAGUGGCUGCAAGCCGCCCUCGAGACAGAACGAGCCUUGACUGGAUUACAUACAACACUGAAAAGCAGCGUUGACAAGCUGAUCAUCAAACUGCUCGAUUCUCCGAAUGCGUUCUUCGCCCAUGUGCAGAGAUAUACAAGCGACCUCACACUUGAUUUAGCCUACGGUAUGGACGAGCUAACGGCAGAUGAGGCAUACAACAGGACGGCUGAGGAUGCGGUUCAUGCCAUUACCCACUCUGAUUCCAUGGUCGCUUCACUUGUCGACUUCUUCCCGAUCUUGAAGUAUGUCCCUUCAUGGAUGCCCGGGGCAGCAUACAACCGAGAUGCGGUAAAGGCAAGGCACGUGAUACGCCAGAUGCUGGACGUACUGUUUGAUUUGCUGCUCAAGAAUAUAACAUCUGGAGUGUACAAGCCUUCGUUCUCCUCAGCGUGGAUUGAAGCAGUAUCUGAUAACGGACAACUUCCGCCACGAGUCGCGUAUAACAUCAAGGGCGCUGCUGCCACUUUAUACGUCGGUAGCUCUAAUUAUGGCGUUGCGCAGAGUGCAGUCGUGCUCUUGACCCUCAUUCUGACCAUGACGCUCCACCCUGAAGUCUUGCGGAAAGUACAGGAGGAAAUAGGGGCUGUCGUCGGUGCCGAGAGACUUCCCGAGCUCUACGACAGGAAGCAGUUGCCUUACCUUGAUUGUGUGCUGUUGGAAGUCUACCGCUGGAACCCUCCCAUACCCUUAGGUGCCCCUCACGCUCUAACACAAGACGACAUAUACAAAGGCUACUUCCUUCCGAAGGGGUCGAGUGUGAUUUCUAACAUUUGGGCUAUCUCGCGCGAUCCGUCUAUAUACCCUGAUCCAGAUGCGUUCCGACCUGAGAGAUUUGAGGAAAUGGAUGCCGAGAAAGUCAAGGCGUGCGAUCCAAAAAGGUAUAUCUUCGGGUUCGGCAGGCGUAUCUGUCCCGGCCGUCAUUUAGCGGAUAUGAGUGUUUGGCUGGCGGCAGCGACCAUCCUAGCUACCCUGGACAUCCGCAAGGCCUGUGACUUUAAUGGAAAUGAGAUAGAGCCUACGCUCUCAUUUAUCACUGGCGUAACCAGAUCCCCGCGAGAGUUUGUUUGUAGCAUUCGCUCGCGAAACCAGACGGUCAUUGAGCUUAUAGCUCAGGAAGAUGCACACUGA